Contarinia nasturtii (swede midge) is the source of this 1666-nucleotide messenger RNA. It is a transcript of the gene Rpt1, whose product is annotated as 26S proteasome regulatory subunit 7. Gene Ontology annotation, molecular function: ATP hydrolysis activity; proteasome-activating activity; ATP binding. The coding region runs from base 228 to 1526 and encodes 432 amino acids. The record is from RefSeq and is a predicted model, not a curated record. Gene Ontology annotation, cellular component: proteasome regulatory particle, base subcomplex. NCBI's taxonomy places the organism in Eukaryota, Metazoa, Arthropoda, Insecta, Diptera, Cecidomyiidae. The transcript is spliced from 7 exons. Gene Ontology annotation, biological process: proteasome-mediated ubiquitin-dependent protein catabolic process.
UGGUUCAGUUCAAUGGGAAAAGUUGCUUGUAAUCAUCAUUAAACACAUAGUUCACAGUAGAAAGACGAACAAAAUCUAAACGUUCGAAAACAACGAUUUUAUUCAUCUAUUUCGUGUACAAGUUUUGUUUUUCUAAAAAGAAAAACGAAUUGUAAUUAAAUUUGAUUCAAAUUGCAUUCGAUUUUUGUUGAAUUUGUUCGUAAUUUGUUGAAGAAACAUACGUAAAGAUGCCGGAUCAUUUGGGUGAUGAUAUGCGUAAAGUGAAAAUCGAAGAGAAAGAUGAAGAAAUUAAAUCUCUUGAUGAAGGCGACAUUGAACUUUUGAAAACUUAUGGCCAAGGACAAUAUCAUAAGAGCAUCAAAACAAUUGAAGAUGAUAUUCAGAAAGCGAUUAAACAAGUCAACGAAUUGACUGGCAUCAAAGAAAGUGACACUGGUUUGGCAGCACCAGCACUGUGGGAUUUGGCUGCUGACAAACAAACCCUUACGAAUGAACAACCACUACAGGUUGCACGUUGUACAAAAAUCAUCAAUGCGGAUUCAGACGAUCCAAAAUACAUAAUUAAUGUCAAACAAUUUGCAAAGUUUGUUGUCGAUUUGGCCGAUUCAGUGGCACCAACUGAUAUUGAAGAGGGAAUGCGCGUUGGCGUGGAUCGUAACAAGUAUCAAAUUCAUAUUCCAUUGCCACCGAAAAUCGAUCCAACUGUAACAAUGAUGCAGGUCGAAGACAAGCCAGAUGUUACGUACAGUGAUGUUGGUGGUUGCAAAGAGCAAAUUGAAAAAUUGCGUGAAGUCGUCGAAACACCGUUACUUCAUCCGGAAAAAUUCGUAAAUUUGGGAAUUGAGCCGCCAAAAGGUGUGCUAUUGUUUGGACCACCCGGAACUGGUAAAACUUUGUGUGCUCGUGCGGUGGCUAAUCGUACCGAUGCAUGUUUCAUUCGUGUCAUCGGUUCGGAAUUGGUGCAAAAAUACGUGGGUGAAGGAGCACGUAUGGUACGUGAACUCUUUGAAAUGGCCCGUUCGAAAAAGGCAUGUUUGAUAUUCUUUGAUGAAAUUGAUGCGAUUGGUGGUGCGCGUUUCGAUGAUGGUGCCGGUGGUGAUAAUGAAGUUCAACGUACAAUGUUAGAAUUGAUCAAUCAAUUGGAUGGUUUCGAUCCACGUGGUAAUAUCAAAGUAUUGAUGGCCACAAAUCGACCUGACACACUCGAUCCCGCAUUGAUGCGUCCGGGUCGUUUGGAUCGUAAAGUUGAAUUCGGUCUACCCGAUUUGGAUGGUCGUACACAUAUUUUCAAAAUUCAUGCACGUUCAAUGUCCGUUGAACGUGACAUUCGUUUUGAAUUGUUGGCACGUUUGUGUCCAAAUUCAACAGGCGCUGAAAUUCGAUCGGUUUGCACUGAAGCUGGUAUGUUUGCGAUUCGAGCCAGACGUAAGGUAGCCACCGAAAAGGAUUUCCUUGAAGCCGUCAACAAAGUUAUCAAGAGUUAUGCCAAAUUUAGCGCCACACCAAGAUAUAUGACCUACAAUUAAGUUUUAAUUCUAUGAAGAAAAAAAUAUCUUUUUUUUUUAAUGAAAAUUUGUACACUUUUCUGCUCUUAACCGUUUUUGAAAUGCGCAUUAAACUUAUCUGAUUUUAUCAGAGAAUCAAAUCAAUAAACAUCGACAUUAUA